Messenger RNA from Hordeum vulgare subsp. vulgare (domesticated barley), 2171 nucleotides. Its product is annotated as beta-glucosidase 2-like. The record is from RefSeq and is a predicted model, not a curated record. The transcript has 14 exons. Gene Ontology annotation, molecular function: beta-glucosidase activity. The coding region runs from base 383 to 1984 and encodes 533 amino acids. Gene Ontology annotation, biological process: carbohydrate metabolic process. Lineage: Eukaryota; Viridiplantae; Streptophyta; Magnoliopsida; Poales; Poaceae.
CUUCUUCCUCUCUACUUGGGGACCUCCAUUCCUCUGUUAAACCGUGGGCUCAAUCUCGGCGCCGCCGCCAAGCUCUCCGUUCCCCUGCCGGCCAGCCGGCUGCAGAUUUCCAUCUAGCCAGUCAUCUUCCACCGAUUGUUUCCGAGAUUCCUUCAGAGCGAACUGCUGAUGCCCACCAUCCGCCCCGCUCGUUGUUUUUCGGCACACGGCCCAACUGUGCGGCCUCGUCAUUUUUUUCCUGCCAUUCCUGUGCUUCGCAGGGCAUUAGUUUUCCAAAUGAGCGUGCCUUGUCUUAAUCAGAUCUGUGGCGAAUUCGGCCAGAUUGGUGGCGGGGCUCGUGGGAUGCUGAAGGGAGCAGUACAGUGCGAAGAAAGGGAAAUGCAUGUGCAUUCCAGUAGUAGGUCAGGUUGCGUCCCCUGAGGUUGCUUGCUGGCACAGGCAUAACAUGAGUUUGGGUGCUGCUGCCUUCUUCUGCCUCCUGCUGUCCCUCCGGGUUCAGGAUGCAGCGGCGGCUGAUCUUGGCUUCACAAGAAGCGAUUUCCCACGGGAAUUCGUCUUUGGAGCUGGAACCUCGGCAUAUCAAUAUGAGGGUGCUGUUGCCGAGGAUGGCAGGAGCCCAAGCAGUUGGGACAUUUUCACUCACGCAGGCAGUAUGCCAGACAAAAGCACGGGAGAUGUUGCUGCAGAUGGGUACCACAAAUACAUGGAGGAUGUCAAGCUCAUGUCUGAGACAGGCCUAGAGGCCUAUAGGUUCUCCAUCUCCUGGUCAAGGCUCAUUCCAAAUGGACGCGGAGCUGUCAAUCCCAAAGGGUUAGAGUACUACAAUAACCUCAUUGAUGAACUAGUGAAUCAUGGAAUUCAAGUACAUAUCACACUUCACCAUGUAGAUCUCCCCCAAAUUCUCGAAGACCAGUAUGGUGGAUGGUUAAGCCCCAGAAUUGUUGAAGAUUUCACAGCAUAUGCAGAUGUUUGCUUCAGGGAAUUCGGCGAUAGGGUUGCAUCCUGGACGACUAUGGAUGAGGCCAACAUCGGUGUACUUGGCUCUUAUGGCAAUGCCCUGUUCCCUCCUGGCCGUUGCUCAGAUCCAUUUGGAGCAACAAAGUGCACUGCUGGGAAUUCUAGCAUCGAACCAUAUAUAGCUGCUAAUAAUACCCUUAUGGCGCACGCGUCGGUUUUCAGCCUGUACAGAGAAAAGUAUCAACACAAGCAAAAAGGAAUUGUUGGCAUAAAUAUAUACUCCUACUGGAGUUAUCCACUGACAAAUGCCACCGUGGAUCUAGAAGCAACUCAGAGAUGUAAAGAUUUCUUGUAUGGCUGGAUACUAGAGCCAUUGGUGUUUGGGGACUACCCACAAGUAAUGAAGAAGAAUGCCGGCUCUCGUCUUCCACCCUUCACAAAAGCUCAAUCUGAACUUAUCAAGGGUUCUUUAGAUUUUAUUGGAAUAAAUCACUACUUUUCUGUCUACGUGAAUGAUCACCCUCUAGAUACAGGUGUUCGAGACUACACUGCAGACAUGUCAGUUGAUUUAAGGCGUUCUAGGACCGACCCGCCAGCUGGUCAGGGUCCCCCAACAAAUGUUCCAAGUGAUCCCAAAGGGUUGCAGCUUGCACUGGAGUACCUAAAAGAAACCUACGGGAACCUUCCCAUCUAUGUCCAAGAGAAUGGUAUCGGAUCUGCCGAUGACAGUCUGGAUGACACCGACAGGAUCGGCUACCUGAGCAGCUACAUGGAGAGCACACUGAAGGCGAUGAGGAAUGGAGCCGACGUGAGAGGCUACUUCGCCUGGGCAUUCCUGGACCUGUUUGAGCUCCUGGCCGGGUACCAGUCGAGGUACGGGCUGUACCAGGUCGACUUCGCCGAUGAGAGGCUACCGCGGCAAGCCAGGCUCUCUGCUCGCUGGUACUCCGGCUUCCUCAAGCACAACGGAUCCUCUGCACUGGUGUGGAGGACGCGGGUGAACCAGGCGCUGAACCUGGUGUCUUGACUCCCGAGUCCAGUGCAACCGCGUAUGCGUGCGCGUGAGGUUUCGAUCAGGAAGCGCUAUUCUCGGAUUACAUUACCAGUAGAUACCAAUACUUCUGUAACCACUAUUUUCUUAAUUAUUUCCUUUAGAAAACCAUCAUUUUCAGAGCAAGUUGAAGAAAUGAAAUGCUCGAAUUGCAUGUGAUGCA